This is a messenger RNA of Archocentrus centrarchus (flier cichlid), 2060 nucleotides long. RefSeq names its product hematopoietic cell-specific Lyn substrate 1 (gene hcls1). Gene Ontology annotation, cellular component: actin filament; site of polarized growth; cortical actin cytoskeleton. The transcript is spliced from 16 exons. The record is from RefSeq and is a predicted model, not a curated record. Gene Ontology annotation, biological process: regulation of actin filament polymerization; cell migration. Gene Ontology annotation, molecular function: actin filament binding. Lineage: Eukaryota; Metazoa; Chordata; Actinopteri; Cichliformes; Cichlidae. Bases 131 to 1744 code for a protein of 537 amino acids.
CGUUCACGUGUGCAGGAUCCGCGUUCACUCGUCACCCGUCAAGCUGCUGCAACUUGCGUGAAGACCCCGCAGAACAACUUGCUGUUGCAUUAUUCACCCAAACACGGGCAGACUGCACAACAACUGAGAGAUGUGGAAGUCAGUGGUGGGCCACAAUGUGAACAUGAAGGUGGCUGCAGAGGGGGACGACUGGGAGACUGACCCUGACUUUGAGAAUGAUGUGUCAGAGCAGGAGCAGAGGUGGGGGGCCAAAACCAUCGAGGGCUCGGGACGUAAAGAACACAUCAGUGUUGCAGAGCUCAGAAACAAGGUCACUGAGGAGCAUGAGCAGGUAAAGCAGAAGGAGGACAUUCCCAAAGCGUCGUACGGAUAUGGGGGGAAGUUUGGAGUGGAGAAGGACCGAAUGGACAAGGUGGCUGUGGGUACCGACUAUGUGGCACAGGUUGAGAAGCACUCUUCCCAGAAAGAUGCAGCGAAAGGGUUUGGAGGGAAAUAUGGUGUUCAGCAGGACCGUGUGGAUAAGUCUGCCGUUGGCUUUGAAUACAAAGGGGAAGUGCAGCAACAUGGAUCUCAGAAAGAUUACUCAAAGGGUUUUGGAGGAAAGUACGGUGUCGAGAAGGACAAAGUAGACAAGGCAGCUUUGGGGUACGACUACAAGGGUCAGACUGAGAAGCAUCAGUCACAAAAAGACUAUGCUAAAGGAUUUGGAGGGAAGUACGGGGUGGAGAAGGAGAAGGUGGACAAAGCCGCCGUGGGAUACGACUAUAAAGGAGAAACAGAGAAGCAUCAGUCACAGAAAGAUUACUCAAAGGGAUUUGGAGGGAAAUUUGGCGUUGAAAAGGAAAAAGUCGACAAAGCUGCGUUGGGGUACGAUUACAAGGGCGAGACGGAGAAACAUCAGUCACAAAAAGAUUAUUCAGCAGGUUUUGGUGGCCGGUAUGGUGUACAGGAAGACCGCAUGGAUAAGAGUGCAGCAGGCUUCUCAGACAUGAACUCCCCAACCUCUGCUUAUGAAAAGACACAGCCAGUAGAGGCUUCGAGUGCAGGUGCAGGGAAACUGAAAGCACGCUUUGAGAGCAUCGCCAAGGCUUCAGACGAGGAGAACAGGAAGAAAGUGGAAGAAGAGAGGGCGAGGAGGCAAGCCAGAGAAAGCAGAGAGCGAGAGGAGGCCAAACGCAGACAGCAGCAGCAGCAGCAGGAGGAAGACAGCAGACAGCAGGAAUCUAAACCACCACCAGUUCAACAUGUGGAUCCAGAGUACAACAGGCCACCACCAGAAAUCCACCGUCACGUUCCAGAGAUUCAGGAAAUGCCAGAGCCAGAGCCAGAGCCCGAGCCCGAGCCCGAGCCAGAGCCCGAGCCCGAGCCAGAGCCAGUGGAGGAACCGGAAUAUGAUGAGCCCCCGGCCUUGCCUCCACGCUCAGAUGAGUUCACAGAACGGGACGCCCCUCCCCUGCCUGACAGAUCAGCAGAUGUGGAUACUGAUGAAGGAGAGUAUGAAGACAUUGGUCAUCCCCCUCCUGCUCCUCAGCCAGAAGCUGAGGAUAACGAAUAUGAAGACCUGUCUGGUGGCCAAAAGGCAAUAGCAAUUUAUGACUAUGAAGGAGAGGCAGAUGACGAGAUCUCCUUCAAUCCAGAUGAUAUAAUCCAUAACAUAGAGAUGAUUGACGAGGGCUGGUGGAAGGGACAGUGUCAUGGACGUACUGGUCUGUUCCCGGCCGCUUAUGUUCAGCUCAUCAAGUGAGCAACACGCUCCUGAAGUCUAUUUUUGCACAAGCUUCACUUAAUUAUUAGAAACUUUUUUUUUCAGUUUUUUCAAGAGAAGGAAGAAAUUUGUAUUCAAUGAUUAAAUCACAUUUUUUUAAAAAUCAGCUGAUUUGUGUAUCUCGCUUUAAAUGUGGUGACAGAAAAAGCAUCAGGACGACACGUUGACCAAACCUAAUCAGACCUUAACUGCAAUGAACUGAUGUUAUGUGACCUCAGAUUUGCACUUUGCUACUGUAAUCAUACUGUUAUGACCUGAAACAGUUCUGCUAUUCUAAUAAACAAUUCCUGGCAAA